Molecule: messenger RNA, 450 nt
Organism: Rhizopus microsporus ATCC 52813
Lineage: Eukaryota; Fungi; Mucoromycota; Mucoromycetes; Mucorales; Rhizopodaceae
Exons: 1
Coding region: 1-450 (149 amino acids)
Molecular function (GO): protein binding
Source: RefSeq, a predicted model, not a curated record
AUGUACAAUGCACUCAUGGACGCCUAUAAUCGCAUUGGUGAUGGCAGGACUGUAUUGGACAUCUGGCAACAACUCGUGUCUUCUGCACCCCCAAAUGUGGCAGUUGAUCAAGCAUCGGUAUCCAUCGUGUUGGACAGCUGCGGACAUAAUGGAUACAUGCACCGUGCACCUUCCAUUUGGAACUGGCUCAAGCGUACAGGAUUCGAACUGAAUACAAACAAUUACAAUUCUUAUAUCGAGUGCCUUUGCCGUAUACCUGGAAGAGUAGGAUGGGAUCGUGCGCUUAGCCUGAUGAAGGAGGACAUGCGCGCUCCUGGAGAUGAGAUAUCCGAUAAACCUUUGAUAGAAGAAAAAACAUUCAAUACCCUAAUCAGUUUUGCAAAGAAGAAGCAAUUUGAAGAAGCAGAAAUCAAGCAAUUAGAAGCCUGGAAAGAACAAUGCAUACAAUAG